GAGUGGACCAAGGUCGCCCGCACGGCCUUCUCGCAGGGACCCUCCGGCGUCGUGCUGGUGCUGUCACUUCUGAUUUUCGUCUUGGUCACUCACCUCGUGGUGAUGAACCUGGUUGCCGGCUUUUUCAUUGAGAAUGUCUUGGACAUCGCCAAGGUGGAAGAUCUCAGGAAGAAGCUGGAGAUCCUGAAAUCGUACCGCGAGCGCGUCUGGGACCUCUUCGGGUGCGACAGCGAAAGCACGAGCAGCGUGCUCACGUGGGACGAGCUUCUGGAGCCGGCGCCACCGGGGCGAGAUGGUGGCCUGCUAAACGUACUGAAGCAAUCCGUUCAUGAACCCCUUGCCCGGCGGAUGUCGUUCUCUUCCCUGGGCAGCGACGACUCGGCGCGCCUGCCGGCCACCGUGAGCAAAAUGGAGCUCGCGGCGAGGUACACCUCCGUCAGCCGUGAUGACAUCAAAGACAUGUUCGACUGCUUGGAUAUCAGAGGCGACGGCACCGUCGACAGGGCGGAGUUUGCCAGAGAACUUGGUGCGGCCGCAGAUGACCCCACCGCGUGGAGGAUCGAGGAGCUGAAGGCUAAAAUGGCCAAGGCCAGGAGCAGGACGCGUUACCUCGCACAACAGCUGGAGGUGGUUGAGGCUGAUGCUUGCUCGCUCGCGGAGGCGCGGGUUUUAGCGCGUGCCAGCGACAGCUACGCCCAGGAUCCGAAGCUGGCUUCGCAGACGCUGGAGCCCGACCUGGAACAGCUGCGGACGGAGGCGCUAGCGCACAUCCGGGAGACGGAGGACGGACCAGCUACAACCGGG
Prorocentrum cordatum is the source of this 804-nucleotide messenger RNA. The record is from the annotation of a GenBank genome assembly. Lineage: Eukaryota; Dinophyceae; Prorocentrales; Prorocentraceae.